Molecule: messenger RNA, 1880 nt
Organism: Drosophila bipectinata
Lineage: Eukaryota; Metazoa; Arthropoda; Insecta; Diptera; Drosophilidae
Gene: Mal-B2
Product: Maltase B2
Biological process (GO): carbohydrate metabolic process
Source: RefSeq, a predicted model, not a curated record
AAGUUUAGUUUUGAUUUGUAUUCUCAUCUUCCCAGUCUACUGCUGCAACGAGAAACCGGAGGCGUCAUGUCCGGCUUGGUGAAGAGCGAUUCGGAGGACUUUAUCGACUGGUGGCAGCACACGGUCUUCUAUCAGAUCUACCCGAGGUCCUUCAAGGACAGCAACGGCGAUGGCAUUGGCGAUCUGAGAGGGAUUACCUCCCAGCUGCAGUAUCUGGCCGAUACUGGCAUUUCCGCCACCUGGCUGAGUCCCAUUUUUCAGUCGCCCAUGGUUGACUUUGGUUACGAUAUUUCGGACUACAAGGCUAUCCAACCGGAGUAUGGUACCAUGCAGGACUUUGAGGAGCUCAUCGACACCGCCUACAAUUUGGGCAUCAAGGUUGUUCUGGACUUUGUCCCAAACCACAGCUCGGAUAAGCACGAGUGGUUCCUAAAAUCUGCUGCCAAGGAGCCGGGCUUCGAGGACUUCUAUGUGUGGCACGAAGGAGUCCUGGAGGACAACGGCACUCGAUCGCCGCCAAACAACUGGCAGUCCGUGUUCUACGGAUCCGCCUGGGAGUGGCACGAGGGGCGGCAACAGUACUACUUGCAUCAGUUUACCAAAGAGCAGCCCGACCUGAACUUCCGGAACCCAAAAGUGGUCCAGGCAAUGGACAACGUGAUGCUCUUCUGGCUAAACAAGGGGGUGGCUGGCUUCCGCAUUGACGCCGUGAAUCACUUGUUCGAGGACGAGUCGCUGCAGGACGAGCCACUCAGUGCCAAGACCCAGGAUCCAUUGUCGUACGACUACACCCGACACAUUUACACCAAGGAUCUUCCCGAGGUGCUGCAAAUGGUGCAGCACUGGCGGAAGCUGUUGGAUGACUUUAGUGCCAAACACCCGGAGGGGCCCACUCGCAUCAUGAUGACGGAGGCCUACGCCGGACUCACCCAGCUGGCGGACUACUAUGAGGACGCAAACGGGACGAAGGGCUCCCAUCUGCCCUUCAACUUCCAUUUCAUCACGGAUGUCAAAGGGGACUCGGAUGCGCGUGACUAUGUUUACAAUGUGGAGAAGUGGCUGAUCUACAUGCCGCGCGGGCAUGCGGCCAACUGGGUCAUGGGCAACCACGACAAUCCCCGCGUGGCCUCCCGCUUUGGUCCCGCCAGCGUGGACGCCAUAAACAUGCUGCUCCUCACCCUGCCCGGCGUGGCUGUCACCUAUAACGGCGAGGAGCUGGGCAUGGAAGACUACCGUGAAAUUAGCUGGCAGGAUACUGUGGAUCCACCGGCCAAAAAUGUUGGAGAAGAGCUAUACCAGGAGGUCUCCAGGGAUCCGGAACGAACGCCGUUUCAGUGGAGUAGCCAAAAAAAUGCAGGGUUUUCCGAUUCGCCAAAAACCUGGCUGCCAGUUCAUCCCAACUACCUGGAACUCAACUUGGAGGCCCAGAAGUCGGCCAACAAAAGCCAUUAUAAGGUAUACACUGAUUUAAUUGAACUGAGGAAGUCGGCAAUUAUGCGACUGGGACGAUUUAACAUCGAGCCCCUAUCACGUUGGGUGUUUGCUUUCAAGCGAGAAUAUCCUAAUUUUGAAUCGAUAAUAACCAUUAUAAAUGUAAGUGACGAGGAGCAGCUGGUGGAUCUCUCAGAGUUCCUCAGCCAGGCCAAGAAAUUGGUUGUGGAAAUAUGUGGAGUGGACUCCAAGUACAAAUAUGGCCAAUCCCUGGCCGCUAGUGCAUUGCUCCUGGCCGCCCGCGAAGGACUCGUCUGCAGGCUCGUCUAGCCAGAAUUGGAUUAGAGGAAUUACCAGCUGAUGGCGGCAAACUUUCCUCUUUAAUUGCAUUUCCAGUUCAAAAUGUCACGCGAUUGAAUACAAAAUGGGCGAAAAUUAAUGACUCUUCA